UUGCCACACUACCACGGCUAUAGCCAAACAAUUGCUAUUUGCCAUCUUCUUAUUAUCAAGCCUUGUUGUGCCUCUCCUCUUACCCAAGGAUACCUUAGCUUCCUGCGUACCUAAGUAUUUUGAACCAAACCUUUCGGACCAAAAUAUUUUCCUUAAGGGAUCUAAAUACAGAAAACCCACUAUUGUUCCACUGUUCGUCAGUGUUACGACUGGCAAAGAUCUGGCAAAUCUUAUAAACCGCUUAAUAAUUUCAGAACUUCCAACAUACCUACCUACCUACCUACCUACCUACCUACCUACCUACGGACCAGUCAAUAUGGCACCUACCGAUGGGAGCGAAUCUUCCACGACUAGCGACCGUAGGUUGCUACUCAUAUCCAACCGACUUCCUAUCACGAUAAAGAGGAAAGAGGAAGGGAGUUAUGAUUUCUCCAUGUCUUCCGGGGGUCUGGUUACUGGUCUGAGCGGUCUAAGCAAAACGACAAGUUUCCAGUGGUACGGUUGGCCAGGUUUGGAAAUCCCCGAAGCCGAAAUCCCAACCAUGAAGCAACAACUCAAGGAACAGUAUAACGCCCAUCCCAUAUUCGUUGACGACGAACUUGCAGACAGACAUUACAAUGGAUUUUCCAAUUCCAUUCUUUGGCCCUUAUUCCACUACCAUCCUGGCGAGAUCACGUUCGACGAACACGCAUGGGCUGCCUACAAGGAGGUCAACAGACUGUUUGCCAAGACAGUUAUAAAAGAUGUCCAAGACGGCGACCUGAUCUGGGUACAUGAUUAUCAUUUGAUGCUUUUGCCCGAAAUGCUGCGCAAUGAGCUACGCGACCGAAAGGACGUUAAGAUUGGCUUCUUCCUGCAUACGCCAUUCCCCAGCAGUGAAAUCUACCGUAUCCUGCCUGUUCGCGAAGCCUUACUCGAAGGUCUGCUACAGUGCGACUUGAUCGGCUUCCAUACCUACGAUUACGCCCGCCACUUCCUAAGUUCCUGCUCGCGCAUUCUUGAAGCACCCACCACCCCGAAUGGUGUGGAAUAUAGAGGAAAAUUUGUGACGGUCGGGGCAUUUCCAAUUGGCAUUGACCCAGACAAGUUUGUCGAGGGUCUGAAAAAGCCAAAGGUACAGGAGCGCAUUGCAAGCUUGUCCCGCAAGUUUGAGGGCGUCAAGUUGAUCGUGGGUGUUGAUCGGCUUGACUAUAUCAAGGGUGUUCCUCAGAAGUUACACGCACUCGAGGUGUUUCUUACUGAGCACCCAGAGUGGAUCGGCAAAAUUGUGCUUGUCCAGGUGGCCGUCCCUUCCAGACAAGAUGUUGAAGAAUAUCAGAACCUAAGAGCGGUCGUCAACGAACUGGUGGGGAGGAUUAAUGGCAAAUUCGGGACCGUGGAGUUUAUGCCAAUCCACUUUUUGCACCAAAGUGUUCAGUUCGACGAGCUUUGCGCUCUGUAUGCUGUCUCGGAUGUCUGUCUUGUUAGUUCCACUCGAGAUGGAAUGAACCUCGUCUCAUACGAAUACAUCGCAACUCAACAAAAUCGUCACGGCGUCAUGAUCCUCUCCGAAUUUACGGGAGCCGCACAAUCCCUGAAUGGAAGCUUGAUUGUGAACCCCUGGAACACGGAAGAGCUAGCGAACGCGAUCCAUGACGCUGUCACCAUGUCGCCUGAAAUGCGCGAGGCCAAUUUCCGCAAGUUGGAGCGAUACGUUUUCAAAUACACGUCGGCGUGGUGGGGGCAAAGCUUUGUUAAUGAAUUAACCAAGGUCGACAGCGCCCACAGCCAUGGUGUUGAUAGCAAAGUUGGACCAGACGCGAGGCCGAUGCUCAGUAACGAGGUUGGCCGUGCGUUGUCGGGCGUUUUCGAAAGUGUCAAGGAAGCUACCAGAUCUGCAGCCCCCUCUGGUGCUGGUCUAGGCUUGUCGAAAUAAGGAGUGAUGAAUUGACGAUGGGAAUAUUCUUGUUAGAAGGGGGCAUGAUUUGCAAAUAAUGAACAAAAGUGAAUGCAUACGAUUCAAACGAGUCUUAGGUUGGAGUUCGGGGUUGGUAGGUCGGUAUCGGUUAUGGAGCUUUCGGAUCCCGGUUCGUAGACCUGUGCAUAAAUUUUUCAUGAGCCUAUACAAUUCUCUUUUCUCGUUCAGGUGACGAUGACUACAAUUUCCAAUCCCUGUGGUUUUAUCAUCUGCGUGUGAAGGAUAGUUCACUUAGGAAGAGGUUAAUGAUGAAGUAUCAUGCUCUACCAGACCCCUA
This is a messenger RNA of Hypoxylon fragiforme, 2234 nucleotides long. RefSeq names its product glycosyltransferase family 20 protein. The coding region runs from base 317 to 1915 and encodes 532 amino acids. Gene Ontology annotation, cellular component: cytosol; alpha,alpha-trehalose-phosphate synthase complex (UDP-forming). The transcript is spliced from 2 exons. The record is from RefSeq and is a predicted model, not a curated record. Gene Ontology annotation, biological process: trehalose biosynthetic process; cellular response to heat. Lineage: Eukaryota; Fungi; Ascomycota; Sordariomycetes; Xylariales; Hypoxylaceae. Gene Ontology annotation, molecular function: alpha,alpha-trehalose-phosphate synthase (UDP-forming) activity.